Drosophila bipectinata is the source of this 730-nucleotide messenger RNA. RefSeq names its product keratin-associated protein 5-2. Lineage: Eukaryota; Metazoa; Arthropoda; Insecta; Diptera; Drosophilidae. The record is from RefSeq and is a predicted model, not a curated record.
AAAAGAUUUAACGAAAUUGCAACAGCUUCUGCUCGUCGAGAAUUGCCAAAUUUUCCAAGUGAUUUCGCAAAGAUUGGCGGACAAAAAACGAGCUAAAUAGGCGGCUAGGCAUUGAAAGAGUCUAAGAUCCUUUCAUUGUCGGGCGUAUUUAGCACGUUUUUUGCGGAAAGCACUUUGCCACAAGUGGCGGAAGAUUAACCAAUUUCGUGAUGAGUUGUGCAACACCCCGAUGUCGACCGCGUUGCGGACCCUGCGGACCAUGUGGACCUUGCGGACCCUGCGGGCCCUGCGGACCUUGCGGACCCUGCGGACCCUGCGGAUCAUGCGGACCAUGUGGAUCUUGUGGACCCUGCGGAUCAUGCGGACCAUGUGGCAGUGGCGGCUGUGGAGGCUGUGGGCCCUGUUGUGGCGGCUGCGGACCCUGCGGCGGGUCCUGUGGCAGCUGUUGUGGACCGUGCGGCUCCGGGCCGUGUGCCGUUGUAUCGUACCGCCUUAGUUGCGGGCCGGUGGGCCCGGUCCUGCCCUGUAUGAAGUGCACCUGCAGCUCAUGCUGCCCCAGCAACUGUGCCCCUCCCUUCUACUUCGUGCCCAACAAGUGCCGCAACUGCUACGAGUGGGGCUGCUUCGGACCGCUGUAUUAGUGUGCUUGCUGUUGUUGCACUUUUGAUGGAACUUUUGCUAUUUUUAAUGCAAUAAAUUUACGUGUCAGCCAAAGUUACAUAUUCCCUCC